AUGUCCUCCAAUCUCGCGACUCUCACUAAGUCGCAUAACAUCAUCGCUGCGAAGAAGAGGCAGAGGAAGGAACAGAUAAAGGAGAUCCUAUUCGAUGAUGAUGCUCGGAGAGACUUCUUGACCGGGUUUCAUAAACGAAAACUGGCGAAGAAAGAGGAAGGAAAGAAGAAAGCUAUUGCGAGGGAUAAGCAGGAACAUCUGGAGGCGAGGAGAGAGCAACGUCGUAUGCUAGCCGAACAAGCCGUAGAGAACGCAGCAAAAGUAGAAGCAGCCUACGGCGGCAUGGCACUCGGUGCGCACUUUCAUCUCAUAUACAUCCCCAGCCGUUCUCAUACAAUCGCAGAUGGCGACGAGGAGGACGAAGAAUGGACCGGCGUCGGCUCGAGCUCGAAGCCUAAAGAACAGGAAGAAGAAUUCUCAGACGACGAGCAACUCGCCACAGUAACAAUAGUCGAAGACUUCGACCCCGACACACUCAUCCACGGUCCCUCCUCUUCUACCACCAACGACCCAUUCACCACCGCUUCCAUCGCCACUCCUCCCGCUCCUUCACGCGAUCCUUCAGGACGCUUAAUCACAUCAAAAGGCAAAUCCAGAGCCAACCCUACCGACCCAUCAUCAUCCACUUCAGCGCCGUCAUCAUCAAAACCUAAAAAGCGGACGGAGACGAAGAAGAAGUAUGGAACGAAUGCGUCGAGGAAGGCGGAUAAGACGAAGCAGAGGGCGAGGAAGCUCGAGAAGGCGGAGAGGGCGGGUGGGAAGGCUUCGAGGAAGAGA
Stereum hirsutum FP-91666 SS1 is the source of this 777-nucleotide messenger RNA. RefSeq lists its product as uncharacterized. The record is from RefSeq and is a predicted model, not a curated record. NCBI's taxonomy places the organism in Eukaryota, Fungi, Basidiomycota, Agaricomycetes, Russulales, Stereaceae. The transcript is spliced from 3 exons. Gene Ontology annotation, molecular function: RNA binding. The annotation marks the transcript as partial. Gene Ontology annotation, cellular component: nucleolus.